Molecule: messenger RNA, 9884 nt
Organism: Mus musculus (house mouse)
Lineage: Eukaryota; Metazoa; Chordata; Mammalia; Rodentia; Muridae
Gene: Agbl3
Product: ATP/GTP binding protein-like 3
Exons: 18
Coding region: 3843-6848 (1001 amino acids)
Biological process (GO): proteolysis
Cellular component (GO): cytosol
Molecular function (GO): metallocarboxypeptidase activity; zinc ion binding
Source: RefSeq, a predicted model, not a curated record
AUGCCCCUAUAAAUGCAAUACAAACAAUGUUCUAAAACUUUAAAAUGUUUUAAAGCAAAUGCUUCUAAGGCGAUUUUAACUUUAGCUGGAGGAGAGGGGAUUCCAUAUGAUGUGUCUUUAAAGUGACACUAACCACAGCCAGCAUGUCUCUCCUGGCCUCAGCACUUGCACCAGCGAGGUCUUCUCUAGUCAACCACGAGGUUUAGUCUCUUGUUCAAAUGCUACCUGGGCAGAGGGCUUCCCUAGCCACCUCACAUUAAAGAACUACGCUGCCAAGCUACUCGACCCCAGCACUGCUAAGCUUUCUUUCCCUCCAUAGCAACUUUCAUCUGCCUGGUUCUAUUAUUGUCUUCUCCCAUUAGGAUGUAAUCCCCAUUAAAAAACUCUGCAAUGGCCUUUCACGGUCAAUAGUCUCUGAUGUAAAACUAACCCGUAAAGGUCAGGUGAGUAAUGAAUGAAUGUGACUUUUCAAAGCUUUGAGAAUUUCUAAGUAAUUCUCUUAUGCACUAAUAGCAUUCUCUAUAAAUAUUUGUUGACAUAUGUUAAUGUGCAUAGUUGGGCUGAAUAUACAUACAUACAUACAUACAUACAUACAUACAUGAUUUAAGUCCUAUCUUUGCCUCUUCCCUAUCUGGCUGGGAUGUUUCUUGGAGCUCCAUCUUGUGAACCUGACAGCCUAUAGCCUUUAUCCAUGAGUAAAGAGAAACAAAACAACAACAACAACAACAACAACAAAAAACAAUAGAUUCCAUAUAAAACAAACUGGCUUACCCUAUUUACUGUCCAACAGCACAAUACCACCAGCGGGGGAUGUUUUAAGAAAAGUCUAGCUUGACUGUGAUUCUAGUGGUACAAGCCAAGGGAACACAUUUGGUGACGGACUUGCAGGCAGAGAGUCCCAAGUGACCAAAUGGUACCCCUUAGCAGAAACUGGGAGUGGGUGCCCUCUGUUGUCCUAUAGAGCCACUAAGUUUUAAUUAUGAGAACUCCACGCCGAUGGUCUCAUUCAUCUUACUUACCCCUGAACGGCCCCACAUAUAAACAGAAGUAGGGUUAUGUUUCUGUUCUUACAUAUCCACAGGAGCAAGUAAAUUUCGGUACUGGAGCUUUGAGGAUACCCUCAAACCAGAGAGUCUCUGAGCAUUGUCUCCGUUAGUGAUAUACACAUGGCAUAAAACCAAGCACAACUAACUAUGAAGACUAGUUUUCAAACAAGUGUGAUCAAUGGCACACUUCAUUUCCUCAGGCCAAUGCCCAAAGAAACAGAAAGUCUCAAGGUCUGACACAAACACAUUCCCAGAAAGUUAACAAAUCUAGAGAUGCUAACCCAUUUCCAUGCUGAAACUGAAGCGCUUAAUGCGAACCAUGAGGGCACUGAACACCUCCUCAUUCUUUUUGUCUAUAUGGGUUUUUCUUUUAUUAACUUUACUUGGAAAACUGUUCCAACUGUAUUAUCCACCAAAGUGAAAAGUGACCAACAAAUCAGGGUUAAAUAUACACACACAAACACAGAUCCUAAGACUGCUGUGGGGGUCUUAUUGACUUAAAUAAGGCAAGGUGGGAGAUUUGCUUUGUGAAAGUGUUGGCUAACAAAGAAUUUCUAAGCUGAUGAAAUUUUUGAGAAUUUACCCUUAUACAUAUAACCAUGACUCCUCCAAAUCAAGUAUUUUAAGUCUCACUUCCAGAAUAAGAAUGAAUUAUAAUUGUGCAAAAUAGAACUCAACCUUUUAACUUCAAAUAAAUUAGUUCAUUUUUAUUAAUAAGGUUCAGUUCAGAAAAUUAACUUGCCCGUGGUCAUCAGGUUGUUAAAAGUCAAGGGGGGCUCUAGACACAAGCCUUAAACUGUAUGUUCUACUGCCUUCUCAGCGCAGGCACCUAGCAAACAAGUUAUAGUCACUCAGAACAAACUGCAGUCGCAUCUUCCCCAGUGCUAAACUCUCCCUCCUGCAAUGCUCAAACCGGUCCAUACCAUAAGCCAAGCCAGGAGUUCCCAUCAUCCCCUAGCAUCAAUGUCUCCCGCCAAAAACCUCACCACCUUCACAGCUGUCCCUAGGAAGAAAUCACUAAAGCUCCCCAAAGUCUCGCGAGAGUACAGCCGUUGCCCUGGCAACAAGCGGCCUGCUCUCUCAGCGACCGCUGAAUUUCGAUGGCAUUUGCUCUGACCCUGUCGUCGCCCGGUGCCUGGGGGACAUCCUAAAGUAUUCUCCCGGCAGGGGUGGGACGACCGGCGGACUUGAAGAGGCCCAGGGAACGAGGCGGGCGGCGGACGCGCCGCUUAGGCAGCGGGGAGCGGGGGAAAUGCGGCCCUCGGCGCGGGACGGCGCGGGGCCCGCGUGAGUGAGGAGGCUCCGCGCGGGUCCCGCCCCGAGAGAAGGCCUGGCGCGGCCGCACGCCCCCCGCUCGCCGCUUCGGGCGCGGACCGGCGUCCGCGGGCUUCCGGCGCCUAGCGCCUGCACGCCUCGUCCGCGCACGUAAGGAGCUGCCGCCGGGCGUCCCGGCGGGUUGUCGUAAUUUCGAGCCGUCAUCCGGGGCUGAAGCUUCGGUCUCCGCCCCGAGAUGUCACCUAGAAACCGCUCUCUCGACUGCAGUUGGCGUUUAUGAUGAAGCUUCGCGAGGCCUUCCGCGCCGUCCGCGCCCCCGAACGCGCUCGUCUGUAGACGUCAACCGGGGGCUGAGAAGGUGUUUGUCGGCGGUGGUCAAAAGGCUCGCUUUUAGAGAGAACCAAACACCAGUAGUUGUGAAAUUGGUAAAUUCUUUUGGUGUCCUCCAAAGUGUAAAAGCUUGGCAAGGAUGAUUUCAUUGCAAAUAAGAAAAGAGGAAACGUAUACCUAAAACUGUAUUAUCCCCAAAGGCACAAUCACUGGCAUGUGUAGCAGGAGGAAAAUGUCAUUUUAGUAAAAUGCCAAUUUCAGGCUUGCCUAGAAGCAACAGUGGUCAUCUCCAGCCGGACCUUCUGGUAGCUAUUCCAAUACAAAUGGUGUCAUUGGCUUUAAAAGUUAAAUAUACAGUAAUGAUCACGGUUAAAGAGAAACUUAAGUUAUACACACUGAAGCUCGGGUCAACUGAAAGUUCAAGAGAAAGGGGAAAGUUUUUACACUAUUGCUACAUUUUAUUGUCUGAAUAAUUAUAACUUUUCUUGUGUACUUUUUAAUGCGUGAAGACAAUCCCCAUUUACUAUUGCAGUGUAGUGUUUAGUUAUGAAUAUAAAAUGUAAAUGGCCUGGCUAUAUACUGUGGAAGUUUUUCAACUAAAUUAUUUACGUGAUUUGUCUCUCUUGUUUCAACAGAUUUUUUAAGUUUUAUUUUUGUUCAUAAAACAUACUGACAGGUUAUAAAUAUAUCCCCCUUCAUCUCUUCUAAAAUUCACACCCCCAUUCCAUAUCCACUCAUCAUCUUAAAUUUUUUAUUUAAUUAAAAUAUAAUUACAUCAUUUAUCCCCCUUCCAACCCUCUCAGAUACAUAUCCUCUUUUGCUAUUUAUUAUCAUUGUGUGUUUAAAUAAAUAUAUAAAUGCAACUUGCAGAAGCCUAUUGAAUAUUGCUUAUGUGUAUAUUCUUUGUAGGACUGAACAUCUGGUAUUGGAUAUCUGUUUAGGAAGCUUGCUUUGUAGUAACGGAUAGUUUUGUAAAAUCUUUGAAUUUGAAAUUAAUUUCCUGUAUCCUUACUAGUUUAGUUUUCAGAGAUCUGUCACUCUUAAUUAAAUACAAUUGGACAGGUUUUGUAGUAUUCAUUUAAUACAGAACCUGCACACCUUUGCUUAAAAGAAAAGCUGUUAAAAAUCUCCUUAGACAUUUUACAGCCUACUCACAUAAUUAAAGACAUUCCGAGGAAGACACUAGAAGAGAUGUCAGAAGAUUCAGAGGAGGAAGACUACUCAGAUAGAAGCAUCAGUGAUGACGAUGACUUGGAUGAGGAUUCCUUCAUGAAAUUUGUAAGUGAUGAUAUUCAUCCGUGCACACUACUGGCAGCUGAUUCUAUUGGUGACCCAUUCUUCCCUCGGACUACACAAAUUUUAUUGGAGUAUCAGCUAGGAAGAUGGGUACCACGCCUUCGCGGACCACGAGAUUUAUAUGGUGUCUCUUCUUCUGGUCCACUGAGCCCAACACGGUGGCCAUACCACUGUGAGGUCAUUGAUGAAAAAGUCCAGCAUAUUGAAUGGACUCCCUUUGUCCCUGAGCCAGUGUAUGUCCCGACAGGCCUGGAAAUAGAGCCUGUUUACCCAAACUCCAAGGAAGAUACUGUGGUUUAUUUAGCUGAAGAUGCUUACAAAGAGCCCUGUUUUGUGUAUUCCCGAGUUGGGGGUAACCGAACAUCCUUGAAACAACCUGUGGAUAACUGUGACAACACGCUGGUGUUUGAAGCAAGGUUUGAGAGUGGUAAUCUACAGAAGGUAGUCAAAGUUGCAGAUCAUGAAUACGAGUUGACUGUGCGCCCAGACCUCUUCACAAAUAAGCACACUCAGUGGUACUAUUUCCAGGUCACUAAUACCCAAGCAGAAAUAGUCUACAGAUUCACUAUUGUCAACUUUACCAAGCCUGCUAGUCUUUACAAUCGGGGUAUGAAGCCAUUGUUCUAUUCUGAAAAAGAGGCCAAAACCCAUAACAUUGGCUGGCAGAGAAUAGGAGAUCAAAUCAAGUAUUAUAAAAAUAACCUUGGGCAAGAUGGGCGCCAUUUUUUUUCUCUUACGUGGACAUUUCAGUUUCCACACAGCCAGGAUACGUGCUACUUUGCUCACUGCUAUCCAUACACUUACUCCAACCUUCAAGAAUACCUGUCUGGCAUCAACAGUGACCCAGUAAGAUCAAAGUUUUGUAAAAUACGUGUCUUGUGUCACACACUUGCCAGGAAUAUGGUGUAUGUCUUGACAAUAACUACUCCCUUGAAGACUAGUGACUCAAAGCGCAAGGCUGUGAUUUUGACUGCAAGGGUCCAUCCAGGAGAGACCAACAGCUCUUGGAUCAUGAAAGGCUUCCUGGAUUAUAUUUUAGGAGACUCAAGUGAUGCACGCUUGCUUCGGGACACUUUCAUCUUCAAGGUGGUACCCAUGCUGAAUCCAGAUGGCGUGAUUGUGGGAAAUUAUCGAUGUUCCUUAGCUGGACGGGAUUUAAACCGUAAUUACACAUCGCUCCUGAAGGAGUCUUUCCCUUCUGUUUGGUAUACAAGGAACAUGAUCAAUAGGUUAAUGGAGAAACGAGAGGUUAUUUUAUAUUGUGAUCUUCAUGGCCAUAGUAGGAAACAGAAUAUUUUCAUGUAUGGUUGUGAUGGUAGCAGCAGAUCUAAAACAAAAGGAUUAUACUUACAGCAACGGAUCUUUCCACUCAUGCUGAGCAAAAAUUGCCCAAAUAUAUUUUCCUUCUCAGCUUGCAAGUUUAACGUUCAGAAAAGCAAAGAGGGGACAGGAAGGGUUGUAAUGUGGAAGAUGGGCAUCAGGAACAGCUUCACGCUGGAGGCCACCUUCUGCGGAUCUACUCUGGGCAAUAAACGAGGCACUCAUUUCGGCACAAAAGAUUUAGAGUCGAUGGGAUAUCAUUUUUGUGAUUCUCUGUUGGACUACUGUGAUCCUGACAGGAGCAAAUAUUAUCAGUGCUUGAAAGAAUUAGAAGAAAUGGAGAAACAUUUGAGCUCCGAAAGAGUCUCUGAUAACACAGAUACUUCUCUAGUAGAAAUUUCUUUGGAUGUAGAGUCUAGUAGUCGAGGCUCUGACAGCUCAGAGUCCAAUGACACUCAGACUUACCUUCUCAAGGUGACCUCUCAGGCAAGAAACAAGAAAAAGUAUCUGAAAACAAAGAGGGAAAGAAAUGCCAUCCUAGCAAACUGCCAGAAUAACAUGCAAGAGGUUUAUGGCAAAGAACAUUUACUCCAAAGACACGAUGAAUCAAAUUCUGAUGGGAAUGAUCCAAGGAUAGAUGCACCAGAUGUUUAUGUGGCUCACUGUUUCAGAAGACCGUUGCCUAACCAAGGCGUGGUGAAAAUUCCUGGACAAAGGUUUUAUCCCGGAAAAACAUGGUCCAGCUCCCAGCGUAUGAUUAAGAGUCUUAACAAAGACCAUAGGACAUGUAUUUUAGAAACUUGUAAGAAUCCAAUCCAGGAAGUUCAGUCCAGAGGAAUCAAUAUACAUGAAAGUUGUUUCAAAAUGGCGAAAUGUCCUAUGAACAAAAGACCUUCACAUUGGAUUGAGAAGACAAGAAUACCAACAGAGUCACAUCACCAGUUGAAAAGCAAAGCAAAAAGAUGCUCGUCUUUCCAAAGCAAGAGGACUGGGACGAAUUGGACAGAUGAUGAGAAACGAAUUUACAGGGAUAAAAGAAUAGCUCAAACUCAGGAAAUAUUAAAGUAUUUACUCCCUAUCGUGGAGUCCUCUCAAAACAGGAAAUCUACUCAAAUGAACAAUCUAAUCAACCCGAUAGCCAACUUGCAACAGCAUCAACUUAUUCCAACUGCUUGCAUAAAUAGAAGAAGAUACAGCAUACCUUGGACACCAACCAGAAAUCUCCCUUUUAAAGCCCAAAGGAAUCUUAUGACAGACACCUCCGAAUGGCUCCAGUCUGUGCCCCUUGGGUCAUUUGAAAGUUUGUUACCUCUCUGCAAUCUUCAGAAGAAGACAAAACAUUUUGAACUCUGGGGCAAAAAGGCUAAGGAUGUGCAGCUUGCCACCAGCCAAUGGGAGGCUGUGCCCUUGAGUUCUAACAUGGAUGCAAGUAUCAUCAGGGGUAACAGUGUUCUGCAGCCUAAAGAAUUCACCAUGAGGAGCUCUAAGCAGAGAAUUCCUUACCUAACCAAAACCAGCAAGAAACCCAGUGAGAGUGAUGGCCUGCUCACCUUCCAGCUGAAGAUUCACAGGAACAGUUAACUGGGCUGAAAGUGCCUCCAAGAACUCGUAAAAAAAACAAAACAAAAAACAAAAACAACAGCAGCUCCCUCCCAACCUUCCCCCUCCCCCUUCACAUGCAUAGGUGGCUACUAUACUACUGAGUUUUACAAAUCCCAACUUCCUUAGAGGAGACAUCUUUCAGAGGUUUUAAAAUUCCAGAGAAAAUAUAGAAACGUUUAAAACACAAAUAUUUAAUUUGUAUCCACAUGGGAAAGAGCUCAAAACUUUUGAUUCCUUCUAAAAGUAUGUAUGCAUAUAAAGCCCCAAAAUGCAGACUUGAAGAAAGGAAAGACAUGCACUAGUGAUGAUUUUACUUAUUAGUCACUUUGAUGAGCCAGCAGCCACCAUCAUUUCCUGUAUUUCUUUUAUAUAUUUGGUGUAAUAGAAAGCGCAGGAGAAAAAAAAAGAUUUCUCCCCCUAAAAGAUCAUCAUAUAAUUGUUCCUUUGAACACACUCGAUAGCUGGGCAUGAUGGCAUAUACUAGCAAUCCCAGAAGGAUCAGGGACUCAAGACUAGCUUAGGCAACACUUAAAAACAAGAUAAUAAAUCCUAUUACCUGACUAGGAAUACAUAGUACAACACUAAUUUGUGUACCUCUGGGUGAUAAAAUAGCACAUAUUAAAAGACACCACUUGCAUAGACCACAAAAGGUAGAACCAAAUGACAUGGAAAUAUAUUAUGGUUCCAAAGUCAUUUAUCACUUAUAAUUCAAUGUUGUAAACGAUUAGAAGUCCUGAUUCUUCCAGAGCCAGUGAAGGCACACCUUCAGCCAUUUCUUCAAGCAGAUACUUCAGGAACAAACCCUGCACAUUUGUCUUAGGUGGUGAGCACUCAGUCCCAGGGUGCAAGCUACAAUCCCAUCUGCAUAGGAGCCUGACUCAGGAAGAUCACAAGCUCAAUGCUUGCCUGGACUAUAAUGUGAGUUCAAAAGCAGUCUCAGCAAGCUAAUGAAGUUUUGUCACUAACCAAAAGGCUAAACAAAGAGGAGGGAAAUUGAGUUCAAUGACAGAGAACUACAAGCCUAGUGUUGGGGAAGCCCUAGGUCCCACUUCAGUAUCAUGCAAAUAAGACUACAGAAGCUCAAGGAAUGAGUGAGUGUAGGCGCCCAGCUUCUCAGCUCUUCAGGAUUCUCACUAGGAAUUCUCACCCUGGUAACUGACACCAGGGUAAAGUAAAAGCUUUACCCUUAUUCUCAUCAAUCAAGGAAAGCCUAAACCUGGUGGAAAUCUAAAUUGUUAAAUUGACACUUGUUAUAUAAAACUUCAAAUGUAUAAAAGUUUGAGACUACAAACUCUAGAGUUGACUAUGUGAGUAUAAGCAAAGUAACAAUCUGGCUCCUCAGAAGACUGAGGAGUGCAGAGAUAUUCUCUUAAUUAUUUUUCUGUUUUCCUUGCCCUCAAAAUUACUCCCCCAUAUCAAUUUUUCAUAAUAUUUGUAUUAUUUGGGAAUUUUACAUCAUGAACCCCGAGCUCACACCCUUCCAAGUACUCCCAGGUUUGCCCAUGCACCCUUGUGGCCUCCCACCACCACCACCCAAAAAGAAGAAGAAAGAGAAAAGAACAAAAGCAAUAAAACCUAACAAGUCCAAUUUGUGUUGCCCAUAUACUCACUGGGGCAUGAUCAAACUCCCAGUGGCCAGCCCUUUAAAGGAAAUUGAGUCCUUCUCCACCCACACCCACACCAGAACCCAUCAGCUGUGGCGAGCUAUACUCUAGCAUCUGUAUCACAAGUUUUAAUAGUUCUCUUCAGUACUUUUCUGUCUAGGCUGUUACUAUUGGCAGCCAGGGUUAGCUGUUGUUACAGAAGCCUCCUAGGUCUCUCUCUCCGUGAGUCAUCAGUCAUCAACACCAAGGCAAAAGUCGUUUUCUUGCCCAUUACAGUCGGCAGGAGCACAGAACACACACAUCCACAUAAUCUCUAGUGUCCCCAUGUGCCACGGACCUCAUCUCCAGUAGCAGCACAGACCACAGACAUCAACACAGACUUCUGCUGCAGUAGGAACAUGGACCCAGACAUGGUCCUCAGGAGCAGUGCAGACCCAGAUAUCACCACGGCCUCAGAUGGCUGCACAGAGCACUCUGAUCAAUCGAUAUGGCCCCUGGCAGCAGCAUAGCCCACAGACAACCCAUGGCUGCAGGUAUCCUGUUCUAAAUCUCUUAUUGCAUCAUUUACUUUCCGUGGGUGGGGAUGUAUUAUGCUCAUGCACUAUUGGGUCACAUAUGCCAUGGCACACAAGUGGAGAUCAGAGAACAAUUUGUGGGGGUCAGUUCUCCUCCUACCAUGUGGGUGUAGGGAUGGAAUUCAUGUGCUUAGGCUUGGCACCAAGUGCCUACACCCACUGAGCCAUCUAAUAACCCCUCCCCUAGUGUCUUAUUUGCUAUAAAUACCUAACAUGUAGAGGACAAAAAAAAAAAAUAUGUAGGCCGUUUUCACACUCUGCUCUUCACGUUAUAAUUUUAACUUAAAAUGUUUAAGUAUGCAGCGCUUCCAUAGGCCGUUCUGUCUUAUCUUUAUUAUGUAAACCUAGCAGUACAUCUGGAAAGCCUCUGCUUCUCCUUGAAGAUUAAACCCAAACAUUCCCUUCUCUUGAAAACCUCCAUCAGAUCUUCCAGGAAUUUACAGUAACUAGAUUAACCAGCAAAGACUUUAAAUGGUAUAACUAGGCAGUGGGAGAGAGAUGAGUAAGACCUAUUGAGAUGAUCAUAUGGUUUUUGUCUUUAAGUCCAAUUAUAUAGCUUAUUACAUUUACUGCUUUACAUAUUAUUCUUUUUCCUUUCAUUUCUGCUCUGAUUUUUUUUUCCUAUCUGCUGGAUUUGAGUUUGGUUUGUUCCUGUUUUUCCCAAUUCUUGAGAUGCAUUAAGCCAUUGAUUUGUGGUCUUUCUGAUUUUUUAGUGUAGGUUCUUAGAGCUGUAAAUUUUUUUCUCUCUUAGGAUCACUCAUAACGUGUCCCAGGGGUUCUGCAUGGUACAUUUCCAUUUAACUCCAGGAUUGAAAUAAAUAAAAAUUCUUUCUGUA